AUGCUGGACACGAUGUACAUACCGCAAGCAGCCAGAUCGAAGCUUGGGUCCGACGGCAGCACAAGUUUCCCCAAGUGCGUCCCCCUGGACCCUCCCACCCAACCUUGGCAGGCUUCUAGCCGUCUUCCACGAGUCUUCCGCGCAUCGUUUCCCUUCCAUUGGAAGACGCCCUGGCCACCACCACUAACACGGUUGACCGGGUGCAUCCUCUCCUCCGUCCAGCCGCUGUGGACUGCUGCUACCCCUCCGUCUCCCUCCGAGGACCGUUACAUGCACCGUGCGCGUCAAUUCGGGUCCGAAGAGCCAGGGGUCCCGGGCUGCAAGUUUGAGACACGCGGUGAGAUGGCGGUCCACCCACACUCGCCUUUCUGUCCUAGGCUGAACCAACUUGGGUAUAGCGACGAGAAGAAGUGUGUCGAAGACUCCAAGGGGAGAGGGGCACACAAUGCUGGCAAGCUGGGAGUGGAAUAG
Molecule: messenger RNA, 471 nt
Organism: Colletotrichum orchidophilum
Lineage: Eukaryota; Fungi; Ascomycota; Sordariomycetes; Glomerellales; Glomerellaceae
Exons: 1
Coding region: 1-471 (156 amino acids)
Source: RefSeq, a predicted model, not a curated record